AAGUCGAACAACAAAGGGGGCUGCAGUAUUAAGAGAAGCUGCAACUAACUGGUGCUGUAGACGAGAUCUUCUGCAGAGCAUCAACGUACUAAAUGGCAGAUCGUCUCCAGCUGCUGCGAAAAAAGCACCCCACUUUGGGGUCGCCUGAUGUGAAAUCUUCCAAAAAGCCAAAGACAGAAGGACAAGUGGUGGAGCAAGAAGGUGGCGUAACGCAAGGACAACAACCACCUCCUGAUCAAGCACCACCCGAACGACCGCAAAGCAACCUGUUCGGAGCUGGCUUCGGGAGCCAUCCCGAUGCAGCUUCUGGGGCGACAUCCUCUUCCUCGUCAAGCUCAAAUGUUCUCGCAGCAGCAGGUCCUUCUGCCACCGUGUCUUCCUCUUCGUCCUCGAAUCGCGGCCCAGGGAGCAGGGGACUACAGCCUAAUGCUCCACAUUCCGCUGGAGAUCAUCGAGGCGAUCCUGGUACAACUCGCGGUCGACCGCGUUCUGCUUCCGCAAGGAAUCGAGAUCCAGCCGCUCGAGCCGCCGCCACUUCAGCUCGACCAGGGAACCAAAGCGCAAGACCAGCACGGGAGCCGACGCCGACCGGGCCUAGGACUGCUCUAGUUGUUCCGGAUAUCCUCGCCGACCGCGCGAAGCCGGUGCGGACGGAGCUGGCUACUAAAUUACCCCCGCGGAAGGAUCAAGUGGUGGUUUCCGCGCCGCAAAAAGUGAAGUUCACGGUGGAUUCACGCAUCGACACCGGGCUGCGCGGGGACUGGAAGAGCAAAUUGGAUGAAAGCCGGGCGCGGUCCAGGGACCGCUCUAGGAUCAUCGAAGAGCACAUCCAGGGGCAGAAAUUCGUCCCAGUGCGAGCACCUAGUCGGGAGAGGGACGAGAGCCAGUUUUGGAGAAGCCGGAACCACAGGGGGGAUGCAAGUCACUUGGAAAGCAGUAGACCUGGCGGUGACAAUUCCUCACACAACGAGGAGGUUUUUGUCUCCCCGCAGCAGUCCCCGGAGCAGAACCAACAGGGAGAAAUAGGUGAACGCGAAGACCAAGCAGCGCAACAAGCGGAAGAGCGCAGCGUAAAUCUCGGCUCUUUUUUUGCACGCCAGAACAAUCCGGCGGAUGAUGAUGACGUUAAGAUGGGCGACAGCCACGAUUUCGUCGAGGCGAAUGCGAAUGUAUCAUCUCUGGCAGCAGCAGCAUCGGGAGAUGAACCAGCUGCCGGACCGGGUGCGGCGAAUGAUCAACAUGUUGAGCAACAUCAUUCCGAAGGCCGUUCCGUUGCACCGCCACCGUCAACAGGUGCACAAGCCACCUCAUCCUCGUCCGCGGGACAACAUCAAACCGUCGACACCGACGACCUGAAUCCGUUCUACGUGAUGCCAACGGAUCCUCUUGCCGCCAUCGCGGAUAGCGCGGCGGAAAUGCGGCACCUGCUCUGUGGCCGGCCGGCGAGCGGCGGCAGCUUUUCCGCGGUUUUACGGGAACGGGACGAAAAAUUACGGGAACAAGAACUACAAAAGCAAAAAAUUAAAAGUCGCCCGUCGACCGCGGGAGCGGCUAUUGCUGGUCUUGAAAGUAUAGAUGAAAACAAAAAGGGUAACAUCAAGAUCAAGAAGCAGAAUAUCAGUGUGGACGAGAAACAAGAGGAACAACUUCUCGCGAACAAGAUGAAAACGCCUUUAGCGCACGCGAUUCCCUCCCCCGGCACGACUCGGGUGAAAAUCGGGAACGAGGUUGCUGUAAAUGCUACCGCCAGUGCUUUCGAAAGCCGCAUGAUGAAGAUGACGAUGACCCAACUGCAGGAUCAGCCGAACCCGAUGGAAUCCAGCGUCAGCUACAACUUUCGCGGAAAUAAAAUGAACAACGAUUUUUCCCCGCUGGCGUCACUGGCAAACAAAGGAAGCGAAGUUUUGCAGCUAGACGAACUUCGACCGGCUCCCGCAGGAGCUCCCGCAGCUACGAGAGGUCGGGUGGGCGCCCGGCAAGGUGGGGCUCUUCUUGGUGCAGCUCCAGCAGGAGCUUCCUCUACCGCCCAACUACAGCAGGAUGCGUGGGUCGGCCGGACCCUGGAUCUCCAACCCCAACGAGCCUCCUCGCCGUUGCUCGAACAGGGCGGACACGAUCUCUCCUCCCCAAAGGGCCGUGAGAACGCGCUCCGGGCUUUGGUGGCCGCGUCGCCAACGAGAGGGUUAGCCGGUUCGCCGAAAAUUGGAGGCGGAAAGAACACGCGGGAUCGUACGGCCUUGUCGCCCAAACGAAGCCCGCCAGAGCAGGGGAAUAUUAAAGUCAGCCACCGUGGUGGUAAUCAUGGCGGUGGUCUCUUCUCUCCGAAACGAAGCCCACCUGAGCAGGGGAGAAAUGUUCGCCACGAUCCGUUUUCUCCGAAACGCAGCCCAAAGGAGAAAGAUUUGGAGAGAAAAAUGCUGUCGCCGAAGCGCAGCCCCGUCGAGUCGAGACGCGUGAAGGACCAGAUCAAGCACGAAAUGCAGCAAGUUUUGAAGCAAGAAGACGAUGUUGCUAUGGUGCCUAAUAUUGGAGGUAGUAAUAAAGCAACUACGUCGACGAAGCACCAUCAGCAUCCUUGGUCGCCGAAGCAAGCCCGGUCACCGAAAGACAAAGAUCCAGUUGUCCAAGCAGAAAGUAGCAAAGUAUCGCCGAAAUCGAAGCGACACAAGCCCUCCGUGAAAGAAAAGUUCCUUGAAAAAAUGACCAUCGGGGGGCCGCGAGGCGGGAGUAAAGACGGGAACGAGCAGUCUUCGCAGCAGCAGCUUCCGGCCGCCGGCAAAGCGAGUAAGGCGAUCAAUGUCAAUGCGGUAGACCACCGACUACAUCAUGCCGACCAAGCACAGCAGCUCGAUCAUCUUCGUGAAAGCAGCGAUAAAACUACUACAAACACCGAUCUUCAGCAUCAUCAGCAAGUUCUCCUGAAACCGAUGAAGCUUUCGCAUUCGCCGUUGGCCUCUCGGCGGACACGUCCGCAGACCGGCGGUGGCUCGCCCGGCGGAGCAGCAGGCGGAUCAUCGUCUCCAGUUGCAGCUUCGCAGUUUGAAGACGCUCCGGUUGUCUCACCACGAGAUACGAGUCGGAAUCUGCUUUCGAAAGCUGCAGCUGCACAAGGCCAGCAUCAAAAUUACAACCAGCAGGCGCGGCAAGGUCAAUCACAUCUUCCGCUGUCCCCAUCGCAGCAGCGUAAUCAUCAACUACAUGAUCCUGCGGGACAACAGCAGCAAAUACAAAAAGGCAGUCAUUUCAUGCAGCAGAAAAAUCAGUUUCCGAGCACACAGGACGCUGCCGAGGACCAGUACAGCAAGAAGAGGCUAGAUGAGCAGACCUCCUCCUUCAUUCUGCCGAAGCUGGUAGGGGCCACGGCGAAAGGACGAGACGGAGAUGAUAGCAAGCAAGGUGGUAGUAUCCCCUCCCAGAAGAUGAAUCCGAAGCAGGAUCUUCUUUUCUACAACGAAAUGCCCACAACUUGCGCAGGAGCCCCCACGGCAUCUUCCUCUUCAUCCUCCGCUGCAAACAACAGUCGCAACAGACUGCCUCAAGCUGGAAAUCCAAAUCUGAAUGAGCCGCGGCUUUCCUUUGGAAAUGCGACGAAUAUUUUACUCGACCACGAAGACAUGAUGAAAGACACGUCAGAAAGCUUCCUCGAAGAGAUGGUAGAAAAACAGAAACUGCGGACCCCGGUAGGCAGUCGGAGGACCAGCGACAAGCACAACCUGAACCAGAAUGAUAGGCGACCUGGUCUUGCUGGAGGAAGACUUGGAGCUGGUGUUGAGCCCGGUAUGGGUGGGAAGAUGAGCAAUCCAGCAGAGCCUCAAGGUCGACCGUCCAUUUGUUUAAAGGACGAGUGGAGUACGGGUUAUAACCCGUAUGAUAACAGCGACCGGGUGUACAGGUAUCCAGCUGCACAUAGGUCUGGAGCAAACCCGGAUCAUGUUGAUCCGAACCAUUCCGGAAUCGAGAUUUUGCAACCGAAGGUACUGGAGACCACGCUGUCUUCUUCGUCCAGUAGCUCGAACGCCGCGAACGUCGCAGACGACAACACUGCCGGAACAAGUUCCGGCUUCGGCCAUCAACAACUCGGGCCACGCCAAGACGAUCGGUAUGACGCAGAGAUCUUGCCGGAUGCGGACGCAGAACAACACGAUGGUGCAACACCAUCCCGACGAGAUUACCGCGCAUUUCCAAAAGUUCCACUUCUCACGGACGACCUUCCGGAUAAAGGAGCGAGUUUGGGAUUUUUCACGAACGGGACUAAAAAUGUGGACCCGAUGGACGUUGAUGAAGAAGAGGACGAUGAUUUUGUCCCGCCGAGUAACUGCGCCGUCGCAUCUUCCCCGGUAGACGAUGUGAGUAUGAUGGGUGCUGGUCAUUUUUUUGUCGGAGAAGCACCAGCAGCACAAGCGGCACUUCCACCUGCUGCAGGAGUGUUUCCACCAGCUGCCGCAUCAAAUAAUGAUCUUCAACCGAACAGCAAAAACCACGAUCAAAGUCAGUUUUUCGACACUUUAGAGGUGAACAUGAAUACCUUCAACGAGGAAGCAGCCGCCGCAGAAGUAGACGCCGAACAUUUUCUGGCGAAAACCGCGGACAAUUUCACCGUGCCCGUCCGCGAAACACCCUCCUACCAGUGCCCGCAAUGCGAGCGGUGGUUCGUCAAGGCCGCCGCGGACCGACACAUACCGAAGUGCAAGGGCUGGAACAAACGGAGCACGGCAAAGCCGAAAGUACAGAUGAAGGCCGCGAGGUUUGGCAGGCGGGUACCGGAAUCGCAGGACCCCGAGCAACAUCUUGUUAUGGGGGGAGCGGCCGGUGCGGGGGUGGACAGUGGGGUUGGUUUCGAUGCCGACGGAGGUGCUGGUUUAGCUACGACGAACAAUCAGGGCAGUAAGAGCAGUAGUGUAGCUGUUGGCGCAGCAGGUGGUCUCCCAACAUCUUCGCCAAAGAACAAUCGAGCAGUGGUGCCUCCAACUGCAGGAGGAGGACCUUCUGGCACAACCAACUACGGUGCGGCCCACCAGCAACAACCACAGCAACCACAAUCGACCGAAACCCUGUUCGAAACGCAGAAGGUCCAGGUGGAGAUGUUGCUCAAAGACCAGAAGAAGUACGCCUCUUUCUGGACGUAUCCACAGUAAAUUUCCCGUACACGUACAAAUGCGGUCUCCGCAUGACAAAACUUGGCUUCGAUCCUAGUUUAGCAUGACAAGUUUUACGCUCCAAAUUGGUGAAAUUUGUGAUGCAUCUUGUACAUGUGCGGGAAAUUUGUAUUGCAUAGGACGAAGCCGGAGCUGAAGACCGAAAUUUUGCAAAAAACCCACGCCGGGCUGAAGUGGGUCUCGCAGUACAGCCAACUGAGUGAGAAGACAAAAAUCAACCGGACCCAACUCGCCAGGGUGGUGCUAUCGGCGGGGGCGGGGAAUCGGAACAGCAAGACGAACAACGAGACCAUUAGCAACAUCAAGGCACUGAUCGAGUUUCAGCUGGAACAACUGGAAAAGGAAAAGAAAAUACAAGCAGCGAGCGAUAUCGAUUUAGAAUCUAAGAGGUCGAUGGUGCAGUUGGCGGAUUACUCGAAGAAAUUGACCGAAUUUUUGCGGAUAAAACUCAUCGACGACACGGAUGUGACGCUUUUGCGGGACUCGCUGUCAUUGAUAAAAGCCUUUUUUCGGAAUUUGGAGGAGCAGAAGCGGUGAAGAUAUGAGGAACAGAGUAGAAUUACACGACAUACUAGAUGAUCUCCCAUUUGGCUGACAUCAUGUAAGAACACGCACGUGGACGUGCUCUCGUUUUUUUUACCACGCAGCCUGACAGUACGCUGCAGAGCAAAUAAGUUUUUGAUUCUUAUUGACAGAUUCGUUCGUUAAACAUGUAUCUUCAUCUUGUGCUUGUGCCACUAGCUAAACUUGUACAUUAUCUGAAUCGAGGACGACAGGACGAGACAUGCUGUGUUGACAUUUUGAGCAAACAAGCCUUGCAUCAUUCUGACUUG
Molecule: messenger RNA, 5989 nt
Organism: Amoebophrya sp. A120
Lineage: Eukaryota; Dinophyceae; Syndiniales; Amoebophryaceae
Source: the annotation of a GenBank genome assembly